AUAAUAGGUAUUCUAAAUAGAAUCAUGAAUAGUAGAACAUUUCUUGAUAUUGAUGAUUCGAUAUUAACAAAAAACUUAAUAUUACCCGGAAAUGCACAAACAACUGAUGAAUUAAUGAAACAAUUUGAUUCAAAACCGUUUUUUAUUAUACAACCUACACCUGGAAUAUGCAUAAAAGCAAAAACUGAAGAUGGAGAAAAAAUUUUUCUAAAUAUAUGUACAUCAGAUAAAAUACCACCAGCUGAGGAUAUAUCUGAUGCAAAAUUUUUUGAGAUAUUAACAGACGAAAAUCCACAAUUUGUAAUACCUAUGAGUAUUGGGAAUGAAAGACUUGAAUCUGAUAAGGGUGGAACUCCUUGCGCAACAUAUGAUAUUGUAAUUAACACCACAUACUUUAAAAAAUGCCAGAAGAAGAAAAAUUUUUUAUUAUUCACGAUAUCGGUUAUCAUGGAUGGUGUGUCAAACAAAUUUAAUAAAACUAUAAAUGCAGAGGAUUAUGUAAUCCUUAAAAAUAGAAAGGUUAUUGGUAAAUUGCAACAACAUAGAAUAGAAAAUCGAGAACCACGAAUUCCUUCACAAACUAAAAAGCCAUUAAUCGAAGAGAUCAAAUCACCCAUAAAAAAUCUCAGUGAAGAUCAAAAUAAAUCCAAUCAGUUACGUAAUGUUUCUUCAGAAUCUGUUUCCAAUUCAACAUUGAAUUAUGUAUUAUUGAAACAACCAAAAAAAGGAAUGCCUACACAUUUGAUUGGUUUAUUUCAAAUGCCUAAAGGGAUUACUAGUAAAGAUGUUGAAGUACUUCUUGACGAAGAUCGCGUUGUAAUUACCGUUGAUAAAACUGGUCUCACACACGACCUUUCAGUUCCAUGUAUCAUAGAUAUAGAACAUGUAAAAUGCUGUCUAGAUAAAGAUCUGAAGACACGUGCAAAACGGACGAAGCUUCGAAGAGGACUCAAGAGGACUGUUGCACUCCACCACACUCCGCGCAACGCACCCUUUAACGAUGAAUCUGAUUGGUCUAAAUAGGAGGACGCCAUAAUGGAAUAACCAAUCACAGGCAUUGGUAGAAACUUCAAAUUGCUUUGAAACUUUAACAUGAAAAGAAUGGAAAAAUUCGUUGAAAAUUAUCAACGCCAUGCUUAUUGAAAUAUGAUCAAGAUUACUUUUUUCACUUUAAAGCACCGAAAU
Molecule: messenger RNA, 1185 nt
Organism: Osmia bicornis bicornis
Lineage: Eukaryota; Metazoa; Arthropoda; Insecta; Hymenoptera; Megachilidae
Gene: Pih1D1
Product: PIH1 domain-containing protein 1
Exons: 7
Coding region: 25-1023 (332 amino acids)
Biological process (GO): rRNA processing; box C/D snoRNP assembly
Cellular component (GO): R2TP complex; cytoplasm; ribonucleoprotein complex
Source: RefSeq, a predicted model, not a curated record